GACGCCAUUUUUGUUCGGAUCAUCGGCCACGUCUUAACUUCAUAGCCGAGGUUUCUUGUUUAGAUCUAAUACUGGAUUUUAUUCGUUGAAUUUAAUAAUAUAUAUUACAGUGAAUAUUCCUUAAACAUCUAAAAUGCCUCUAAGGUUAGAUAUUAAAAGAAAAUUGACCGCCAGAUCAGAUAGAGUUAAAUGUGUAGAUCUGCAUCCAAAAGAACCAUGGAUGCUGUGUUCCUUAUAUCAAGGCAAUGUUAACAUUUGGAAUCAUGAAACUCAAACACUUGUUAAGACUUUUGAAGUAUGCGACUUGCCAGUUCGAGCAGCAAAAUUUGUACCUCGCAAGAAUUGGGUUGUCACAGGAUCUGAUGAUAUGCAGAUUAGAGUAUUCAAUUAUAAUACUUUAGAGCGUGUACAUUCUUUUGAAGCUCAUAGUGAUUAUGUCAGAUGCAUAGCAGUACAUCCUACUCAACCAUUUAUUUUAACCAGUAGCGAUGAUAUGUCAAUUAAAUUAUGGAAUUGGGAAAAAUCUUGGAUCAGUCAACAAAUCUUUGAAGGACAUACGCAUUAUGUCAUGCAAAUUGUGUUUAAUCCGAAAGAUAAUAAUACUUUUGCCAGUGCAUCCUUAGACAGAACAGUAAAGGUAUGGCAAUUAGGAUCAUCCACUGCUAAUUUCACACUUGAGGGUCAUGAGAAAGGUGUCAAUUGUGUGGAUUAUUAUCACGGUGGAGAUAAACCUUACUUAAUAUCAGGAGCGGAUGACAAAUAUGUCAAAAUUUGGGAUUACCAAAAUAAAACUUGCGUUCAGACAUUGGAAGGCCAUACACAAAAUAUCUCCGCAGUCUGUUUCCAUCCAGAAUUACCUAUAGUUCUAACCGGUUCUGAAGAUGGUACGGUUAGAAUAUGGCAUGCUGGAACGUACAGACUAGAAUCUUCUCUCAAUUAUGGAUUUGAAAGAGUUUGGACUAUUGCUUGCAUGCGAGGCUCAAAUAACGUAGCUAUAGGUUAUGAUGAAGGAAGCGUCAUGGUAAAAGUUGGUAGAGAAGAACCAGCUGUUUCUAUGGAUUCCUUAGGUGGAAAAAUAGUAUGGGCUAAACACAGUGAAAUCCAACAAGUAAAUCUAAAGGCAUUAGGAGAAGAAGCUCAGGAUGGUGAACGAUUACCACUAGCUGUCAAAGAUAUGGGUGCUUGUGAAAUCUAUCCUCAAACUAUUCAGCACAAUCCAAACGGAAGAUUUUUAGUAGUUUGUGGAGAUGGAGAAUAUAUAAUUUAUACUUCUAUGGCAUUAAGAAAUAAAGCUUUUGGACAAGCAUCAGAAUUUGUUUGGGCAGCUGAUUCCAGUCAGUAUGCUGUUAGGGAAAGUACUACGUCUGUAAAGGUCUUCAAAAAUUUCAAAGAGAAGAAAAGUUUUAAACCAGACUUUGGUGCAGAUGGCAUAUUUGGAGGGUAUUUACUUGGUGUAUCAUCUGGAUCUGGCCUAUCCUUCUUUGAUUGGGAUACAUUAAAAUUAAUUCGACGUAUAGAUAUUCAGCCUACGCAUGUUUAUUGGGCUGAAAAUGCUUCUCUUUUGGCAUUAGCUACCUCAGAUCAAUAUUUCAUUUUAAAGUAUCAUGCUGAUGCUAUCGCUAAUGCAGCUGAGAAUGCAGAGGAUAUAGAAGAUGCAUUUGAGAUGGUAGCAGAAAUGACAGAAGUAGUAAAAACAGGUCUUUGGGUUGGCGAUUGUUUCAUCUAUACGAAUAGUGUUAAUAGAAUAAACUACUUUGUUGGUGGAGAAGUAGUUACAGUUUUUCAUCUAGAUAGGCCAAUGUAUUUACUUGGUUAUGUACCAAGAGACAAUAGAUUGUAUUUAUGCGAUAAAGAACUCUCCGUUGUUUCUUAUUCUUUAUUACUAUCUGUAUUAGAAUAUCAAACAGCUGUUAUGCGAAAAGAUUUUGAAACUGCUGACAGAGUAUUACCAACUGUACCGAAAGAACAUCGUACAAGAGUAGCUCACUUCUUAGAAAAACAGGGAUUCAAAGAACAAGCAUUGGCUGUUUCAACUGAUCCAGAUCACAGGUUUGAAUUAGCAUUGGCUUUGGGAGAUUUGACAACAGCACAUUCACUUGCUAAAGAAGCAAAUAGUCAACAAAAGUGGCGACAAUUAGCAUCUUUAGCAACGCAAAAAGGAAAAUUAUGCUUGGCUCAAGAAUGUCUACAUCAGGCUCAAGACUUUGGUGGUUUACUCCUGUUAGCAACUAGCACUGGAAAUGCAAGCAUGAUUCAAAAACUUGGCGCUGAUGCUGAUGAAAUGGGCAAAAACAAUAUCUCUUUCCUAUCGAAUUUCAUACUCGGAGAUAUUGACAAAUGUAUUGAAAUUCUGUUGAAGACGAACAAAAUCCCCGAAGCCGCUUUCUUUGCUAGAACUUAUGCGCCAAGUAAGAUAUCAUCUAUUGUUCAAUUGUGGAAAGAAAAAUUAUCAGCGGUUAGCGAAAAAGCUGGACAGAGUUUAGCUGAUCCAGAACAAUAUGAAAAUCUGUUUCCCGGAUAUAGAGAAGCACUGAAAGUUGAACAAUUUUUAAGAGAAGAGAACAAAAGGAAAAUUCCUGCAUCUAUGUUCCCAACGAUACAGCCCAACAUUGACCGUAAACCUAUAGAAGAAAUGUUGGCAGCUGAAGCAGCAGGAAAAUUCAGUUAUGCUAUUAGUCCUAGUACCAGUACCAGUACCGUAGAACCUGAGACUAUGCAAUCACAGGAAGCUUUACUCAGACUACAGAAUCUUGAGAUUACAGGAAAAUCGAGUUUAUCGAAAAGUACAGUUUCAGAAAAGGUGAUCAAAACAAGCAGUUCCAGGCCAUUAACUGUCGACGAUGAUGAUCUUGAUCUUGAUCUCGAACUCGAUGAUACGAUCGAUACUACUACGAAUCCAAUUAAAAAGGUGUGAAUUUGGAAGAUGACGAUCUUUUGGAAGAGGAUUAGCCGAUAGAUAAAAAAACGUUAAACGUAUCUGUUACACAAGCGACAAUUUCAUUCCCCUUCCAUCAGUCAUUCCCCAAAGAAUCUACGAGAUUUCUUUAGAAACAAGUAUUACAACAAAAAUCUAUUGACUUUAUAUUGAAAUCGCAUCAAUUUCAAAAUUUAAAUAACGCAAGACUGCGAUUGCUUAAUAAUACAUACUUAUAAUUUUAUAUAUAUAUAUAUAAAUAGAUAUAUAUAUAAACAUAUGGUAUAUCGAAUUUUAAAUGUAUUGUUAAUGUAAGGAGAAGUACAAUUAAUUGUACAGCAAAUUCGAUCGUGUUUCUCUUUUUGUACUAACAAUCUAAACUUCAUAUAAAACGGAUAUUUAAAAUGGAUCCGAAGUAAAAUGAAGCCAAUUGGAAAUACACGAUAAAAAGAAGAAAGAAAAGUUACAUAAUAAAAUAUCAUAUCUCUUUUGAAAGAGACUUAUAUAAAGAAAAUUAAUUUUAAAGUUACUUUUAUAUAGGAAAUAAAUGGAUUCAUAGUUAUAUGAAAUUAUGUAAAACAAGAGGAUUAAAUCUGGAUGAUUAUGAAUCGAAAAUACAUAAUUCGAUUUACAUAUAUUAACGUAGAUUAAAUUCUAUAAUAUCGUAAUUUCGUAUUUAUUUAUUUUCGAUAUUUCGAUUAUCAAGAUAGCGUCCUUAAAAAACACGUUUACACGUGAAUGCCAGAUCAAGAAGGUCGUUGUACAAAUAUAUAUUUCGUUAUUCAUAUUAAUUUCGAAAUUUUUAUUUAUAACAUGCGAUAAUCAUGCAAUAAUAUCGUUGUUCUCAUUGUGUCAAACUCUUUUCUCCUGUUUUCUUUUUCUUUUUCUUUUUCUUUUUCUCUUUUUCUCUUUUUCUUUCGAAUUUGAACGUGACUCGAUUUUCGUGGCCUCCUUGCACAGAGAAACUAAGCCCCGAUGCACGCGUUACGUGUCGCGAGAAAAACAAAGAGGAACGUUUAGUACGAGUCGUACGUGCUCACCGACGACUUUUAAGAAAGAAGAAGGAGAAAGAGAAUAAGAGGAAAGAAGGAUCGAAGCACGCGUGUUCCGGUAAAAUAUAACGCCGUUUUUAAACCGUUUUGCCUGGUUUCAAUGGAAACGAGUAGGUGCAAGGAGUUACGUUUUCCAACGAAACAUAAACCAUAUGAUAAAUUUGGAUCGUCCAAAUGCAAUCUUUUCAAUAUACGUAUUUGACUAAUAAUAACUAUUCUAUGUUAACAGUA
This is a messenger RNA of Polistes canadensis, 4197 nucleotides long. It is a transcript of the gene beta'COP, whose product is annotated as coatomer subunit beta'. Gene Ontology annotation, molecular function: protein binding; structural molecule activity. Bases 134 to 2914 code for a protein of 926 amino acids. NCBI's taxonomy places the organism in Eukaryota, Metazoa, Arthropoda, Insecta, Hymenoptera, Vespidae. Gene Ontology annotation, biological process: endoplasmic reticulum to Golgi vesicle-mediated transport; intra-Golgi vesicle-mediated transport; intracellular protein transport. The record is from RefSeq and is a predicted model, not a curated record. The transcript has 9 exons. Gene Ontology annotation, cellular component: COPI vesicle coat.